AUGGCGCGCCCCACUCUCCUUGCUGCACGUGUCUGCGCCCAGAUGGCGGCGCUGCGCACACUGCUGGGGGUGUGCUCUGUGCUGCUGUCCAACUUCAAGACCACACUGGAAGACGACAGGCAGCUGCUGGACGCGGGCCGCGGCAGCAGCAGCAGCGGCAGCAGAGGGGCCGGUGGGGGCAGUGACGGGCCCGACGAGAAGGCGGAAGCGUCGCAACAGCAGCAGCAGCAGCAGCAGCAGCAGCAGCAGCAGCAGCAGCAGCAGCAGCAACAACAGCAGCAGCAGCCUGAACUGGGGGAGGAGCUGCGCAUCGCCGUCCAGUUCCGCGCCGAGCGCAAGCGCGUGCUGCUGCGAACCAUCAAGGCGCUCAGCAACAGGGUGCGCAUCGUGGCCGGGAUGCAGGGCCUGCGGGAGGGCCCGCCCGCGGCGGCACAGACCAAGAAAGGGGAGCGGCCGCCGCCGGCGACGGCGCGGGGUUUUGCGACCGGCGCGGGAGGCGGCGGGGGCGGACACGGCAAGCCGCGGCGUAGCAAGUAA
Molecule: messenger RNA, 537 nt
Organism: Monoraphidium neglectum
Lineage: Eukaryota; Viridiplantae; Chlorophyta; Chlorophyceae; Sphaeropleales; Selenastraceae
Exons: 1
Coding region: 1-537 (178 amino acids)
Source: RefSeq, a predicted model, not a curated record